This is a messenger RNA of Aspergillus glaucus CBS 516.65, 965 nucleotides long. RefSeq lists its product as uncharacterized. NCBI's taxonomy places the organism in Eukaryota, Fungi, Ascomycota, Eurotiomycetes, Eurotiales, Aspergillaceae. The transcript is spliced from 2 exons. The record is from RefSeq and is a predicted model, not a curated record. The coding region runs from base 47 to 592 and encodes 181 amino acids. Gene Ontology annotation, molecular function: protein binding.
AGACAUCGUUGAGGCUAUUGGGCGCUUCGAGAAUUGGCUUGCGUAUAUGCCACCGGAUGAUGCCAAUAGACACGUUGUGUUGAACAAUCUGGGUCCAUGUCGUGGGGUGAAAUAUGAACGAAGUAACGAGAUUGGGGACCUGGAUCGUGCUAUAUAUUACAGUGAGCUGGCAGUUGAAAGUCUGGCUUCUGAUCGAUCCAACGAGGCUCCUCUACUUGCAAACCUGGGGAAUUUGCUCCUGCAACGAUACGAGAGAACCAUUAGUUUGGCGGACCUUGACCGAGCGGUCGAAUCGACCAACCUUGCUCAGCAGAAAAUGGGCCCAAAGGAUUUGAACAAGCCGCAGGUGGUUGUGGAUAUGGCAAAAACUUUGGGCGAGCGCUUUAAUCGAGAUGACGAUAUAGAGGAUCUUAACCGUGCAGCCAGACUAGCGGAAAUUGUCGUGGGCAGUACACCCACGGACCAUCCAGAACACCCUAGCUGGCUCAUUCAAAGUGCCUGUUGGCUUACACUACGAUUUGAACGUACAGGGGCACUGGCUGACCUUUGGCCACGCGGGCCACUGAAAAGGCCCUGCAGCUGGCACCUCUAACGGAUCCCAAACGGCCAGCCUGGAUGUGUAGCUUUGCAAUCUGUCAUGCGGCUGUCUUCCAUCGAACGAAACAGCGGAGUGCGCUUGAUUGUGCUAUCAAAAUCGCAUACGAGUCGCUACACGGCAUGUCUCCGAGUGAUUAUAUGCUCCCGCGGGUCUUGGACAAUUUGGCAACCUGGAGAGGAAUGGCCUAGAAUAUGCUGGGAGACCGUCAUAGACCGUGCCAUGUCCCCAUACACAUUAUCUGUAAGAGCGCUUAUUCGCAGCCGUCAAUCAAGCUCCGACGGAACAACCGACGUUCCCAGCCAAUCCGCAUUUGAUAGGGCUCUGGUAAUCUCUAUGCCUGAAACCCCAAAUCAGACCCCUCUUCCCU